CUCUAGUAGAUCAUACGCCUCAAACUUUCUUUCCUUAACACAUAAACUUUCUCCGGUUGCAAAAAUCAAGAAUCCCCCCAUAUCUCUCAUUCAACUCUUCAUCUUUUUCUUCUUCCCGGAAAAGAAAAAGCAAGAAAAUUCUGAAACCUGUCGAAUUCAGAUUCACCGCUGCUUUCAAAAAAAAAAAAAAAGAAGAAGAAGAAGAAAAACCCAGUUCAGUCCGCCAUGUCAGACUUGGAAUUCUUCCUCUCCCUUCUUCCAUUGAUGUUUGCUGCAAUUCUCACUCUCAAUCUCUUCAAGAGAAGCCGCCACCACCGCCGCCAGGGCCGUCUCAAUCUCCCGCCGGGGAAGAUGGGGUGGCCAUUUCUGGGGGAGACCAUCGGCUACUUGAGGCCCUAUUCAGCUACCUCAAUCGGACACUUCAUGGAAGAUCACAUAUCAAGGUACGGGAAGAUAUUCAAGUCGAAUCUGUUCGGGGAGAAGGCGAUAGUGUCAGUGGAUGCAGGGAUGAACAGAUUCAUUCUGCAGAACGAAGGGAGGCUGUUCGAGUGCAGUUACCCAAGCAGCAUCGGAGGGAUUCUGGGGAAAUGGUCUAUGCUCGUGGUUGUGGGAGAGAUGCACAGAGACAUGAGGGCCAUUUCCCUCAACUUCUUGAGCAAUGCCCGCCUCAAGACCCAACUUUUGAGUGAAGUGGAGAAGCACACUCUGUUUGUUCUUGCUUCUUGGAGCCCAGAUUCUGUCAUUUAUGCCCAGGAUGAAGCCAAGAAGUUCACGUUUAAUUUCAUGGCGGAACACAUCAUGAGCCUGGAGCCUGGGAAUCCGGAGACAGAGAGGCUGAAGAAAGAGUAUGUGACUUUCAUGAAAGGGGUGGUCUCCCCGCCAUUGAAUUUCCCAGGCACUGCUUACAGGAAAGCCUUGCAGUCGCGAACAAGGAUUCUUGAAUUCAUCGAGGCGAAAAUGGAGGAGAGGGAGAGGGAAGGAGAUGGGGGAGGAGCCGGAGGGGAUGAUGAUCUUCUGGGAUGGGCGAUGAAGAAUUCGAGUCUUUCGAAGGAGCAGAUUCUUGAUUUGGUGUUGAGUCUGCUGUUUGCUGGACAUGAGACUUCAUCUGUGGCCAUUGCUCUGGCCAUCUACUUCUUGCAAGCCUGUCCCAAUGCUGUUCAACAGCUAAGGGACGAACACAUGGAAAUCCGGGAAGCGAAGGAGAAAAGUGGAGGGAAGGAAUUGAGUUGGGAAGACUACAAGAAGAUGGAAUUCACACAUUGCGUUGUGAAUGAGACGUUAAGGCUAGGGAAUGUGGUGAGGUUUCUGCAUAGAAAAGCCAUCAAAGACGUCCGCUAUAAAGGGUAUGACAUUCCAUGUGGAUGGAAAGUGCUCCCAGUUAUAGCAGCGGUGCAUUUGGAUCACACACUUUUUGACCAUCCUCACCAUUUCAAUCCAUGGAGAUGGCAGCAGAACACGGACGGUAGUGGGGGUAGUGCACCACCAUCCAUGGCGGCGGCGAUGAACAAGAACUUCAUGGCGUUCGGCGGAGGGCCUCGGCUGUGCACCGGAUCGGAACUGGCCAAACUCGAGAUGGCCGUCUUCCUCCACCAUUUAGUCCUUAACUACGAUUGGAAACUCGCCGAGUCCGACCAGGCUUUCGCCUUCCCUUUUGUCGAUUUCCCCAAGGGCUUGCCCAUCACCAUCUCCCGCCGCACCUCUUCCCCCGCCACCACCGCACUUCCAUCUCACGCCGCCGCUGCAAGUAGGGAUUAAUUGUUGAUGUAUAUAUAGCAGCACAUGAAGCACCAGCCAACUUAUAUAUUUAUAAUAUACUUAUUAUACACAU
Messenger RNA from Cuscuta campestris, 1828 nucleotides. Lineage: Eukaryota; Viridiplantae; Streptophyta; Magnoliopsida; Solanales; Convolvulaceae. The record is from the annotation of a GenBank genome assembly.